CUCAAAUACUUUGAAAGUAUUUGUACCUUUAGUUCCUGUGUACUCCAUGGCGGUGUCCUCCAUGGUGUCAUUGUAUUGAGGCUGAAUAUUAAGAAAAUAACAUCUACUGAAGUUAUGCCUGGCUAUACAGCAGACGAAAAGCUCCGCGUAGAGCAGAUUACAAAACUUAGGAGGCAAUGGCUGAAGGACCAAGAGCUCAGUCCCAGGGAGCCCGUGCUGCCCAAGACAACCCCUGGGCCUGUCGCUAAAUUCUGGGCUCGCUUUCUGGAACCAAAGUCCCUCUGGAGGCUUUACACCUACAAAGCGUACACCGGUGGAGUGUUCACCUUGACGCGGUUGCUGAUUCCUGCCUGGCUGGUGCACUACUACGUCAAAUACCACGUUGCUAAAAUGCCCUAUGGUAUUGUGGAGCUGAAGCCCAGACUGUUUCCUGGCGACACCAUCUUGGAGACUGGAGAGGUUUUGCCAGACCUCCCAGAGAGUCAUGGUCACCACUGAAGAACACAAUGCCUGAAGAAUUAUCCAAUGUCCUUUUGUCCCUCCCUGGUUGUAAAAACGUUGUAUAUGUCAUUAAAUAAUAUUUAAAUAA
Molecule: messenger RNA, 589 nt
Organism: Esox lucius (northern pike)
Lineage: Eukaryota; Metazoa; Chordata; Actinopteri; Esociformes; Esocidae
Gene: ndufb6
Product: NADH:ubiquinone oxidoreductase subunit B
Exons: 4
Coding region: 115-498 (127 amino acids)
Biological process (GO): mitochondrial electron transport, NADH to ubiquinone; mitochondrial ATP synthesis coupled electron transport
Source: RefSeq, a predicted model, not a curated record